Ahaetulla prasina is the source of this 3640-nucleotide messenger RNA. It is a transcript of the gene ANAPC4, whose product is annotated as anaphase promoting complex subunit 4. Gene Ontology annotation, molecular function: protein binding. The record is from RefSeq and is a predicted model, not a curated record. Gene Ontology annotation, cellular component: nuclear periphery; anaphase-promoting complex. NCBI's taxonomy places the organism in Eukaryota, Metazoa, Chordata, Lepidosauria, Squamata, Colubridae. Bases 112 to 2460 code for a protein of 782 amino acids. Gene Ontology annotation, biological process: protein K11-linked ubiquitination; anaphase-promoting complex-dependent catabolic process; positive regulation of mitotic metaphase/anaphase transition. The transcript has 30 exons.
CUCCUUUUCCUCCCACUCCUUACAAAGCUACCGUUGAACUCUUCUUCCUCUCCUCUUCUUCCUCCUCCUCCUCCUCUUCUCAUCGUUCCCAUCGCCCAUCUCCUCCCACUUAUGACUGUACACACCAUGCCGGCUUUCAGGCAAGUUGGAGAGAAGCAACUUCCUCAAGAAGUUACUUUUAUGGCUUGGUCUCCUAAGAGGGAUCUGAUCGCCUUGGCAAACAGAGUGGGAGAGGUAUUGCUUCACCGGCUGGCAAAUUUUCAGCGAGUUUGGAGUUUGCCGCCAAAUGAAAACACAGGCAAAGAAGUAUCGGCGCUCGCCUGGAGACCAGACGGCAAAAUUCUGGCUUUUGGACUUGCGGAUACGAAGAAAGUUAUCCUGUGUGAUGUGGAAAAGCCGGAGAGUUUGCAUUCUUUUUCGGUCAGCGUUCCUCUGACGUUCAUGUACUGGAUGGAAGUUACAGAAGAAAACAGUGUUCUCACUUCGUUUUAUAACGCUGAAGACGAGUCCAGUCUUCUCCUUCCUAAGUUGCCUGCCUUGCCAAAGAACUACAGUACCACAGCAAAGAUCUUCAGUGAAGAAAAAUCCGAUGAAAUUAUGAAACUCAUGGGCGAUGUCAGGCUUAACGCUCUGGUUGUUGGCGGCAUUGAUGGGUUCGUUGAGAUCUAUGCUUACGGAAUGUACAAGAUCGCCAUCGUAACAGGGGUGACGGGUUCCUGCCUUGCGUUGUGCUUAUCCAGUGACUUGAAAUCACUUUCAAUUGUGACAGAAGUAGACAAUUGUCCGGACACCGAUCCUGAAAUAACCUACUUCCAAAUGGAUACAAGUCUGCUGUCAACCUAUUUACCAGAAGUGACUCGGAUGGCCCGAAAAUUUACGCACAUUUCAACUCUCCUGCAGUACAUAAAACUUUCGCUGAUUUGCAUGUGUGAAGCUUGGGAGGAAAUAUUGUUGCAGAUGGAUUCCCGAUUAACCAAGUUUGUACAGGAGAAGAAUACAACCACGUCUGUGCAGGAUGAAUUUAUGGAGUUACUUUUGUGGGGCAAAGCAAGUACCGAGCUUCAGGCAUUGCUUAUGAACCAGCUCACCGUCAAGGGUUUGAAAAAACUUGGCCAGUCCAUGGAAUCGUCGUACUCCAGCAUUCAGAAGCUCGUGAUAAGUCACCUGCAGAGCGGUUCGGAGGCCCUGCUCUACCACCUGAGCGAGCUGAAAGGCAUGGCUUUGUGGAAGCAGAAGUACGAACGUCUCGGCUUGGACGCCUCAGGAAUCGAAGAGGCCGUCACCGCGGUCGGUUCCUUCAUCCUCAAAGCCAACGAACUUCUCCAAGUUAUAGACAGCAGCAUGAAAAAUUUCAAAGCUUUCUUCCGUUGGCUUUAUGUAGCCAUGCUUCGAAUGUCGGAAGACCCCGUUCCUCCUGAAUUGAACAAGAUGACUCAGAAGGACAUUACUUUUGUGGCUGAUUUUCUCACGGAGCACUUCAAUGAAGCACCUGAGCUCUACAAUCAAAAAGGGAAAUACUUUAACGUCGAGAGAGUUGGACAGUAUUUAAAAGAUGAAGACGACGAUCUUGUAUCUCCGCCUAACACAGAUGGAAACCAGUGGUUUAAUUUCCUUCAAAACAGUAACAGUCUUAAAGAAAGCCCGUUGCUGUUUCCAUACUACCCUCAAAAAUCACUGCAUUUCGUAAAGAGGAGAAUGGAAAGGAUCAUUGAUCAGUGUCUCCAAAAACCAGCUGAUGUUAUUGGGAAAACUGUCCACCAGGCGUUUUGUAUGCCUUUAUAUAGGGCCUCCAAAAGUGAGGAUUCGACAUCUCAGCUUCUUAAGUUGCCCUUUUUGUGGCACGACAAAUCGUACAAUUUGCAUUAUGUUUUAUUCACGAUGUUAGAGAACUCUGUGUCCAAACUCUACAUUCUGCGAAGGCAUACGGACAUUUCAAGGUCCACCAAUAACGGACUGCUCGCCGUGGAGUUUGGAAACUUUCUGAACAAAAGCCUUAAUGAAAGUAAUGAAAGCAGCUCCUACAGCUGUCUGGAUGCCCAUUUUUACGAUGACGAAACGAUAACGGUCAUUGUGGUGGAAAAUUCAGACCACGAGGGGAAGGAACGGAUUUUGGCUCAGCUGCCUUUGUCAUCUAUCAGCACGGAGGAGAACCAGGAAAUGGAGUUUAACUGGAAUUCUGGCCAAAGGUUAGACAUGCAGCGUGACAGCAUUCCGACGUGUACUGUGACCGCGGACACGCAGUGGAGGGUGCUGGAGAACAUGAAGGCUAACUAUGUCACAGUGAACGGUAUCCGGAAAGUGUCUUGCGUUCUAAGUUCGAACCUACGGCACAUCCGCGUCUUUGAAAUGGACGAAGACGAUGGAGAAGUUGAGGAGGAGGAGGAGGAAGAAGCUCCUCAGGCUCUUAGCCUGUCCCAAGAAGAACUCAACCAGUCAACGGGCAUGGCUGAAGGAGAAUAGGUCUCGGCUCAGCUGAUCUGGUAGGAUGCGUGGAUGUGUCGUUUUGCAAGUUUGCCGCCGUCCCGCGGAGGACGGCUGGGGAUCUAACCUCCUAAACCCGUGGCCGCCAAUCCUCUUCAAAACUCAGCGUAAAGGAAAAUAAAACAGAAUUUUUAUUUUUUAAUUGUGCUUUUCAGUCGCGCGUUUCGUUUCACAACCCCUGUCUCACCGACACUGCCAUCAUCGAUUUAUUUCUCGGGUGUUUUAAUCCAAAACAAACGUUCUUUUACAGCUUUAGUGUUUGCCUGCUGCUAAAUCGAGUAAUCUCAAAGAAUGUCCUUUUAGAUAACUUUGGAGAAGCUUCCAUCCUUCAGUUUCUGGUAAUUUCCAGCAUUGUGCCAAGAAUUAUGGGUCUGGAUGGGGAGAAACAGGCUCAAGCUCAAUCCUUCCAAGACAGAGUGGCUGUGGAUGCCGGCAUCCCGGUACAGUCAGCUGAGUCCUCGGCUGACUGUUGGGGGCGAGUCACUGGCCCCAAUGGAGAGGGUGCGCAAUCUGGGCGUUCUCCUGGAUGAACGGCUGUCUUUUGAAGAUCAUUUGACGGCCGUCUCCAGGAGAGCUUUCCACCAGGUUCGCCUGGUGCGCCAGUUGCGCCCCUUUCUAGACCGGGAUGUCUUAUGCAAGGUCACUCACGCCCUCGUGACGUCUCGCCUGGAUUAUUGCAAGGCUCUCUACAUGGGGCUCCCCUUGAGGGGCAUCCGGAGGCUCCAGUUAGUUCAGAAUGCAGCUGCGCGGGUGAUAGAGGGAGCCCCUCGUGGCUCCCGUGUUACACCUAUCCUGCGCAGACUGCACUGGCUACCUGUGGCCUUCCGGGUGCGCUUCAAGGUGCUGGUGACAAUCUUUAAAGCGCUCCAUGGCAUAGGGCCGGGCUAUUUACGGGACCGCCUACUGCUACCAAAUACCUCUCACCGACCCAUGUGCUCUCACAGAGAGGGACUCCUCAGGGUGCUGUCAGCUAGGCAGUGCCGUCUGGCGACACCCAGGGGAAGGGCCUUCUCUGUGGGGGCUCCCACCCUCUGGACCGAACUCCCUCCAGGACUUCGCCAACUUCUGGACCUCCGAACCUUUCGUCGCGAGCUUAAAACACACUUAUUUAUCUGCGCGGGACUGGGUUAGAUUUUAAAGUUAUGGGUUUUAAGGGGCU